GUGGGCUGCAGGGGCUGAUGGGAGCUUUGAGGAGCUGUUAGAAACCACGUGGCCCUCGUCUGAUCUAGCAGCUCGUCCUUGUUUGGCCUCAGCUGCAUCAGAGCGCCACUUCUCCCCAGGUUCACCAGAGGAAACACCACUGCACAAAAUGCUUUUCCUCCCAGCUGCUGCUCUGUGCUGUCUGUGUUCAGCGCUGGCUGCCAUGACAACACAGCUGAGUCAGGAGGAUUUAACUCUGACCAGGAGAGUCGGUGACAGCGUCUCCUUCAGCUGUGGGACUGAUCAGUGUGGUGGUUAUGUUGUAACCUGGUACCAGAAGAACGAAUCAGAAACAUUCAGACCAAUUCUUUUUAUAACCAGUAGUGGUAGCACACAGAAACAUUUCAAUCAUCCUCAGCAAAAUGAUUUCUCAGCUGAGAGAAAUCAGAAAAGCUGUACACUAAAGUUAAAUCAUGUUAAAGUCGAUCAUUCAGCCUCCUACUACUGCGGCUGCUGGAAGUCUGGGUGGAAUGGAUUUUUUGGUUCAGGAACCAAACUGUAUGUAACAGAGGAGCAGCUGAAGGAGCCCGUGGUGACCGUGUACCCAGCAGCAUCCAGAGCCCACCUGGAGGGGAAGAGCUCCCUGCUGUGUCUGGCCUCAGGCAUGUUUCCUCCUGAGGUCAAGAUCUCCUGGAAAAGACAGAAGAAGGACGGUGAUCUGGAGGAUCUGCUCCCUGCUGAGGGAGAGCAGCUGGAGCUCAGAGAGCCGGGACGCACCACCUCCAUCUUACUGGUGGAUGGGGACCCUGUCAUCCCCUAUAAAUACCACUGCUCUGUCCAGCAUGAGGGGGGAAGAGUGGAGGCCCAAACACAACAAGAGGUUGGGCCCUGGAUUCUGAUGUUCAAGAAUCAAGUGAAGCUGCUCCUCCUGCUCUACACAGUGCUGAUAGUGAAGAGUCUGGUGUACUGCUGUGGACUCUCUCUGCUGAUGAGCCUCAGAACCAAGGGACCGUCCACCAACUGAACACAUGCGACUCACUGCUUUCUCACCAACUUUCAGCACAUCUCAGCAAUUUAUCAUUUUUAUCUCUAUAAACACAAGUCAUCAGGGUCAAACUGUAGAAAUUAAAAUUGAUUUAAUGUUGCUUGAUUGU
Molecule: messenger RNA, 1133 nt
Organism: Cyprinodon tularosa
Lineage: Eukaryota; Metazoa; Chordata; Actinopteri; Cyprinodontiformes; Cyprinodontidae
Product: immunoglobulin lambda-1 light chain-like
Exons: 5
Coding region: 149-1003 (284 amino acids)
Source: RefSeq, a predicted model, not a curated record